UGUAACAAUUCCUGUUAUUACUCCGGCCUUUGCUCAUUUACUUUUGUAGAAUCAGAGGAGAAGAACAUGAUUUUCCAAACUCUUUUUGAGUAUCUGAAUGUUUGGGGUUGGUGCAUUUUGUUUUUUGUGAUUUUAAUUUUGGUAGAUCUAGUAAAAAAUGGGAGAUGGCAGAACUUUCCACCAGGACCACCAGGUGUGCCUUUUCUUGGAAACAUCUUCACCAGAUUGGACUUCAAGUCAAUAAACAAGCUUGCAGAGGAGUAUGGCCCAAUCUUCAGUCUACGGAGAGGUUCUGAAAAAAUGGUGUUUAUUUCUGGAUACAAGAUGGUCAGAGAGUCUCUCGUCAACCAGCUCGACAGCUUCACUAAUCGACCAGAAGUUCCUCUAUUUCAUGUAAUAUUCAAAGGUCUUGGCAUAGCUUUGAGUAAUGGUUACCUAUGGAAGAAGCAGAGGAGGUUCACCAGCACACAUCUACGUUAUUUUGGAGAAGGACAGAGGACCCUGGAAAAGUACAUUGAACAAGAAUGUAAUUUCCUGUGCGAAAGCUUCAAAGACGAGCAAGGAAGACCAUUCAACCCCCAGGCCACCAUAGCUAAUGCUGUUGGUAACAUCAUCAGUUCAGUGGUGUUUGGACACCGCUUUGAGUACACGGACGACCGCUUUCAAAAGAUUCUCCAGCUGGACUCUGAGGCUAUUCUCUUGGCUGGCUCUCCUAUUGCACAAUUGUAUGAUGUGUUCCCUGGUGUGAUGAAGUACUUACCCGGGCCACAUCAGAAAGUCCAUAAGAACUACUUUCAGAUCCUGGACUUUCUGAUGCAAGAAAUAAAAAAACACCAAGAGAACGUAAAUCUGGAUGACCCUCGAGACUAUAUCGAUGUUUAUCUAGGAGAGAUGGAGAAGAGGAAGGAGGACGCCCUCGCUGGCUUUAACCUGGACACUCUGCUGGUGUGUACCUUAGACCUGGUGGAGGCUGGGACUGAAACAGCUGCUACCACUCUGCGCUGGGCGGUGGCACUCAUGUUGAACUACCCAGAGAUACAGGCAAAAGUGCAGGCAGAAAUAGACACUGUGGUCGGACAGUCUCGACAGCCUACCCUCACAGACCGUCCCAACAUGCCCUACACAGACGCAGUGAUCCACGAGGUGCAGAGGUUUGGAAACAUUGUGCCUCUGGGAUUCCCCAAAAUGGCCAGUAAAGACACCACUUUGGGAGGAUAUUUUAUACCCAAGGGCACAGUCACAGCCUCAAAUCUUUCAUCUGUGCUGUUUGACAAGAACGAAUGGGAGACGCCUGAUGUGUUUAACCCUGGGCACUUCCUGGAUGCAGAGGGACAUUUCCGGAAAAGAGAUGCAUUUCUACCAUUUUCUGCAGGUAAGCGCAUGUGUUUGGGGGAGCACCUUGCUAAGAUGCAGUUGUUCCUGUUCUUCUCGUCGAUGUUGCAGCGCUUCACUCUGACUGCACCCCCUGGAGAGAUGCCCAGUCUGGUUGGGGUCCAGGGGUUCACAAACUCCCCUGAACAGUUUCGGAUGAUGGCUGUGCCACGCUAAACCUGGAAAACAAUAUGGAAAAUGUAUUACCAUUAUCAAAUCCUAGAGUAAUAUAGUGCCAGCAUACAUGUAUCUACUUUUACAUUUAACAUGAAUUCACAGUGCACACAAAGGCUGCAUUAAUCUUAUUAUAGAUAAAGGAGCAAAAAUAAUAAUAAUAAUAUGAUAAUAUUUUAUUUAUAGGGCGCCUUUCUGGGCACUCAAAGUCACUUUACAAUACAAUAUAAUAUACAAUUUACAGACAGUUAAAACAUUUAUGAACAUACAGUUAAAAGCAUUCAGAUAAAAAAAAAAAAAACAUUGAAAAGGACAGGGCAGUUGUGGAUUAUAAAGAAUAUGCCAGUCUGAACAAGUGGGUUUUAACUUUGGAUUUGAAGUGUGAGAGUGUGUCAGUAUUGCGGAGGUCAGGGGGGAGAGAGUUCCAGAGCUGGGGAGCAGAAAAAAAAAAAAAUAUGUAAAGACAUUUCAUGCAUUUCAGUUUAAUGAAUGUUAUAUUAAGUGAAACCAUUUGAAAGAAUGGUUUUAGGUUGAAAAUUCACACAGCAUAUUGUUUUAACUUGACGCCGGCCCUAUUGCUGCAGUUACACUUGACCGAAAUGCCUCGAAACGAAACGCUGCGCUAAGUUCAUUUAGGAAUGACUUAUCUCAUAAUAAAUAUUUGCCUGGUGCCAUUUCACAGACCUUUGCCUCUUGCUUUUCAGAUAAGACACAAAUAAAAUCACUAUCACUGAUGCAUAUUCAUGUGGUAGUUUUAACAUG
Messenger RNA from Periophthalmus magnuspinnatus, 2307 nucleotides. RefSeq names its product cytochrome P450 2J2-like. The record is from RefSeq and is a predicted model, not a curated record. Lineage: Eukaryota; Metazoa; Chordata; Actinopteri; Gobiiformes; Gobiidae. Gene Ontology annotation, biological process: xenobiotic metabolic process. Gene Ontology annotation, cellular component: intracellular membrane-bounded organelle; cytoplasm. Bases 67 to 1548 code for a protein of 493 amino acids. Gene Ontology annotation, molecular function: iron ion binding; oxidoreductase activity, acting on paired donors, with incorporation or reduction of molecular oxygen, reduced flavin or flavoprotein as one donor, and incorporation of one atom of oxygen; heme binding. The transcript has 9 exons.